Messenger RNA from Boleophthalmus pectinirostris (great blue-spotted mudskipper), 1793 nucleotides. RefSeq names its product E3 ubiquitin-protein ligase TRIM47-like. Bases 118 to 882 code for a protein of 254 amino acids. NCBI's taxonomy places the organism in Eukaryota, Metazoa, Chordata, Actinopteri, Gobiiformes, Gobiidae. The record is from RefSeq and is a predicted model, not a curated record. Gene Ontology annotation, molecular function: zinc ion binding. The transcript has 5 exons.
CUUUGCAAACACUGACGUCAACUGAGGCAAGUAAGAAGUGAAACAACAGUGAGAGACGAGAGACAGACAGACAAACUAUUGAAGCCCCCUCCCGGCCUGAGUGCCCAUCGAGACCCCAUGUCCGAGCGCCCGCUGUGCUGUAUCUGUCUGGAGGACUUCACCCUCCCAGUGGCUCCCCCUUGUGGACAUGUCUUCUGCCUGAGCUGCAUUGGAGACUACUGGAGGGUGCAGGAACUGUGUGUGUGUCCUCUGUGUAAAACCUGCUACAAAACAAGACCGCAGCUUCAGAUACUUCACACCAGCUCCUCUGAAUGUGGAGAGGGAGAAUGUGAUGCAGAGCUGGUUCCUUUGCGUCCUGGAAUGGUCCCCUGUGACCUUUGCCCCUCCCCCCGAGCUGCUGUGAAGUCCUGUGUCACCUGUCUGCGCUCCUUUUGCCCUCUGCACCUACAGCCGCACUACCAGGACGCAGAGCUGGGGCGCCAUCUGCUGGUGGGGGUGGUGAAGAACCUGGAGGGGGCGCUGUGUGCUGUGCAUGGGAGGAGACUGGAGAGGUUUUGCAAGACCGACCAGACGUGUAUCUGCGCCGUGUGUGCUCAGACCGACCACAGGGGGCACCGUAGUGUUACUGUGAAGAGAGAAGCUGCCAAAAAGAAGGUUCAGCUUUUACACAAACAGACCAAACUGGCUCAGACGAUGCAGGAGAGACUGAAGGAAAUGGAGGAACUUAAAGCGACCACAGAAAUUCCAAAUAAAGAUGUGAUUUUGGAGGUAGAGGGAGAACUCUGUGAGCUACAGAAGAGACUGGAGCGAAUAGAGCAGCUCCUACACACAGAGCAAAGCCUACACUUUAUACAGAGAGUUCUACUCACAGCUCCAUUAUGAUGGAUGGUCACACACAAUCAAGCUUUUUGUUCUAAUUGUUUUAAUUUGUUUUAUUUAUAAAGCUGUGAUUUUUAUUGUAUUCUAUAUUUUUAUAAUAUUGGUCAGGGAUGAGUUUACAUUCAGCCAUUCUUCAUGUUUUUAUUUAUAUCUCUGCACAUUUUAUUUUGUUCACGUUAUCCAUUUAUGACAGACAAAUACUUUAUUAAUCUCGAGGGAAAUUCAAGUUGUAGGACCUUGUAACCCGAAGUGAGGAGCUCAUUCUUCUUUCUGAUUGGAUGAUUUUAUGUGAAAGGUUUCUGUAAUUGUGAAUCAGUAAAAUCUAUAUUGUCUACUUUAUUUAUUUACUUUAUCAUAGAGACACAGAUAAGUGAAAUAUGAAAAAUAUACAUACACCGUCUUUGAUAUACUUGCGUUUUGUUGGAAUUGAUUGUAUUUUUUUUUUACCAAUGUUUAAUAACAAAUAUACUGGAACUUAAUGGUCCUAUAUUCUGCAAAAUUGACUCUAGUAACAACAUCCUAACAUGGCUUAAAGCUCACAUCAAAAACAUGCCUGGAGUUUUUUUGUUUGUUUGUUUGUUUGCGUAAUUCUACAUUAUUCCCAAAAGCUCAAAAUGUUAUUUACAUAAUUUGCAUAAAAAUCUUAAAUUGGAAUUUAUGGUGUCACUUGACAAGUUCAAGAAAAUUGUGUGAGUAUGGUGACUGAGACCUGUGUAUGUUUUUCUUGAGCUGCAAAUGGUUUUAUAAUGUGAUAUUUUGUGAUUUUAUCAUUUUGUAUUGAAUUAUAUUGUAUUUGGAUUGUGUUGGCUGCUACCUUGACCAGGUCUCUCUUGAAAAAGAUAUUCUGAAUCUCUCAGUGGGACCUCCUGGCUAAGUAAAAAUAAAAUAAAGUGAAGGUGUAUGGAGUUUAAAAA